CGCGAUCGAAGCGACGCGGCGACGCGACGCGACGCGACGCGAUCUCGCGCGAGGCGAGAUUCGGGCGACGCUCGAGCGCGCGCGACGACGAUACGGACGGUAAUCGCGUCGCAUCGGACGCAUCGCGUCGCGACCUAUCCAUCCGACCGCGGGGCGCGGGCGCGCGGUGACGCGCGCGGCGUUCGACGGGCGCGACGGCGCGCGGGAAACGCGAGAUAAAGGGUGGUUCGCGAUCGCUCGGGGUGAGACGCGCGCUCGGGCGACGGUGAGGCGCGCGCGCGAGGGUCGAGGAGACGGACGCGGGCGACUGGGCGCCGCGACGCCGGACUCGAGACGCGGGACGCGCGAGAGGGACGAUGACGGCGUCGAGAGGCGACAGCGCGAUGAUGGGCGACGAUGAGAUGGCGGCGGGAGCGAUCGGGGCGAUGCAAGGGGCGGCGUUCGCGGCGUUUGCGAAUCCGGUCGAUUUGAGCGCGACCCCGCCGACGCGGGGGUUCGCGGUGGGGAGCGCGCCGGGAUUUUAUCCAGGGGUUGGUGGUGCGUUGGCGGGGGCGUCGGGGAUCGGACGAGGUGGAAAUAUGAUCGCAGGGACGUCACCGAACUUUUUGGCGGGAACGUCGCCGGGAUCGCUCGGGUCGUCGCCGUCGUUUUACGGGUCGUCGCCGACGGCGAUUCCGCAAGUCGUUCGGCCGAAGGCGCCCAUGGACCGCGGGAUCGGGUUUCCGGGAUUGUCUUCCUCGCUUCCGGGUAAGCAUCACAUCGGAUCUCCUAAUAGUGGAUUUAGUGCGUUUAGUCCUCCGAUGAACUUGAAGGACUCGCCGCGAGCGAUGGCGCACUUUUCGUCCUCGCCUCCAGUCAAGUCGGGCGGCGUGCACAAGCCGCCGUCGGGCGCGACGAAGGCGAAGAAGAUGGAGAUCGCCCGAGCUGCGGUCAACGAGGUGACUGCUGCGGCCGUAGCCGUGUCGUCGAUGCCCGGCGCUUCGAUGAGCGCGUCGAUGCCGCUGAACUCGAGCGGUAAACCGCAAAAGAGUGUGUACCGAGGGGUUAGACAACGGCCGUGGGGCAAGUACGCAGCCGAAAUCAGAGACCCCACGCGCGGGUCAAGGCUUUGGUUGGGUACGUUCGAUUCUGCCGAAGAAGCGGCUUUGGCGUACGACGCCGCGGCUCGUGCGAUCCGCGGCGACGCCGCAGUGACGAACUUUGGCAAAGACGUUCCGAUCCCAGCGUCUGUACGAGCGCAGUUGCCUCCGCUUCCGACGCGUCCGGUGCAAGGCAGAGGCGGGACGCCGCGAGACGACAGCGCGUUGUCCGGGCGCAUGUCAAAAUUGUCGACUUCGAAUAAGCCUGCGAAGAACCUUGAAGAAGAGGCCGAGAUGUUACUCAUGCUUCAAGCCGCGGAUAGCGAUACGAAGACGAGCACGCCUGACAAAUCUGAUUCGGUGGAGGACCAAGCCACGGGAAUGGAUCUCGAGGAAGAUAACGGGGCGAGUUCGGUGACCGUUGGCUUGACUUUGCGCGCGCAAAAGUCCAACGCUCCGCCAAGUGCUCCCGCGCCGGCAGCAAGAAUUCAGCAGACCGAUGCAUCUAACGCGAUGAUUUCGGCGUUGAAGGCUUCGACCGUCAGUACGCGUACGCGCCGCGGCGGCGCGUAAAAGCAAGCAUUUAAACGUCCGCGCACCAAAGAGGGCGAGCGAGCCGCGAUAGAAACACAAAAUGU
Molecule: messenger RNA, 1717 nt
Organism: Ostreococcus lucimarinus CCE9901
Lineage: Eukaryota; Viridiplantae; Chlorophyta; Mamiellophyceae; Mamiellales; Bathycoccaceae
Exons: 1
Coding region: 357-1652 (431 amino acids)
Biological process (GO): regulation of DNA-templated transcription; ethylene-activated signaling pathway
Molecular function (GO): DNA-binding transcription factor activity; DNA binding
Source: RefSeq, a predicted model, not a curated record